CUGCUCAGAAAUUCUUCCUUCUUUGACACAGUCGGGAGUUUGCGCAGUUCAGCUGGCGCUCCACCUCCUGGAAACAACUACUCAAGAUCGCACCUGCAGCCUCGCAGCACAUCUGCCAAUAUGGCUCGUCGUCUUCACGGCGUGGACUGCCCGAUCAAUGACAUUGCGGACUACAGUUUCAGCUGGAGCGCAGACGGCUCUCCUCGCUUCCCCAAUGCCAUUUCCGACUGGAGCGGCACACCUUUGACACAACGCGAACGCAGAAUGAUGGCGUUGAUGGGGGAGAUCACCGACAAGCCCGAUUGGGAUCGCAAGGUCUUCGAUGACCAAAUCGUGGCCAAGUGGCGCGCCGAAGCACUGGCGACUAAUGCGGAUGCAGAAACUGAGCGCGUCUUGACUGAGAAAGCAAUCCAUUAUUGCAUCGAAGAAAUCCGCGACUACGCGUCGAAACUGAAGGACGUUCAGAUGGUGCCGGCAAUCGACGCCAAUGGCGUGGUUUACAAGUCAGACACUCUCGUCACAGCCGAAAUGAAACAGGCUCUCAAGUCGGCUGCCGCGCCUCUUGAAGAUGUUCCUGAUGACAAGAAAGACUGGCAUCCGCACUCCGGGGAGCAGGUUCUCGAUCUCGUCCAUCCGAGUUUGUUCCCUCUUCUGUAUGGACGAUCUACUGUGCUCCCGGAAGGAACCGUGCCAUUCAACGAAUGCGUUUCCUACAUCGGCAAGGGCCUCGUUGCACCGGUUCCGGAGGACAACCACGUGAAAGUAGAGCAUUUUCCCGGUCGUAGUAGUUGGGGUCAUUGGUACAACGAACCGGAGCAGCACUUCUACUCCAAAAAGUACCAAUGGCUGCCCUGCGAGGUUGCUUUCCGCGGCGCCGACGAAACGGAGAUCACGAGCUACAUCAACAAUCUGCAUCCUCAGCUGCACAAACCUCUGUAUGAAGCUGUGCAGCGCAUUAUAUCCAAAGCUGUCCCAAUGUGGAGUGCGUGCUUGUCGCGGUCUGACGAUGCGGCUCCGCCAAGAGACGAUGCGGAUGCUGAAUGGAUCGAUCCAACCGGGGAGCGGCCUCCUGCAGAGAACGAGGCAGAGCUUGACGAGGACGAUAUCUGGGACCUAGACGUUGAUUGGGUCAGAGACAAUCGCACGUUGUCAAUGCCAGACAUCGAAAAAGACUACCAGACUCGAGCGAAGCACGGCGAUCCAGAAAAGUUCGUUGACCUUCGCAAGAGUUUCGCAGACCAAGGACUUCAGGUCAUAGUCAAAUUGGCAAACAUCCACCUAACUCCAGAGAGACCGGACUACGCAGGCGGAUCGUGGCACAUCGAAGGUCAACUCAAUGAGCACAUCUGUGCUUCAGCACUUUACUACUACGAUAGCUCGAACAUCACAGAGUCUUACCUGUCCUUCCGUGAAGCCGCCAGCGUUGAGCACCUCGAGGAGAAGGGCUACGAGCAGGGGGACUUCGAACACCUGGAGCGCGUCUACGGUAUUGAAAAUGACGAGCCUGCGGUUCAAGACCUCGGCCACGUCAACACCCGUGAAGGCCGCCUUCUGGCUUUUCCCAACGUCUUUCAACAUCGCGUCGAACCCUUCAGUCUCGCAGACGAGUCUCAGCCAGGCCAUCGCAAGAUCUUGGCGCUGUUCCUCGUCGAUCCGCACAUUCGCAUUCCAUCUACUGCGCACGUUCCGCCGCAGCAGAAAGACUGGUGGAGAGGUAUGGUGUAUGGUCUGGAUCGCGUCGCGAAUUUGCCACCUGAGCUGGCGGAGCACGUGCUGGAGAGUGCAGGCGACCUGCCGAUUGAGUUGCAAGAGGCCAAAGACAUUCGAUUGGAUUUGAUGGAGGAGAGAAAGAUGUUCGUCAAGGAUGUGGAUACGCGCUAUCAGCAGGAGACUUUCAGCUUCUGUGAGCAUUGAGGUGGAACAUGAGCGUGUAGAUGGAAAAUUUGCAAAUUAUGCUUCUCGAUUCUGUUGACGGUAUCGCAGGCCAAGUCGCCGUUAGGAGCAACUUCCUGUAAUUAUGUCUGCGGCGCCGUUGAUCGUAUGGACUUCCCAAAGAAGUGCGGCUGCUCAUACAAUACAACAAAGAAAUAUGCGCGCCGAAAGUCCAAACGCAUUUAACCUCUCCUGAGCGCCUUCGUCCAAAUCCUC
Messenger RNA from Cercospora beticola, 2148 nucleotides. Its product is annotated as DUF4246 domain-containing protein. The record is from RefSeq and is a predicted model, not a curated record. NCBI's taxonomy places the organism in Eukaryota, Fungi, Ascomycota, Dothideomycetes, Mycosphaerellales, Mycosphaerellaceae.